CCUGUUACCUAGUGACGCAUAUAAAUACGUCCUGUCAUCGGCAGAGGCAGAGGCAGGUGGUUGGGCUAUUGGCAUUUGGCACGCCAUCAGCAUGAGCUCUCCUCCUCCUCCUCCGAAUUCCUCCGAUCCUCUCUUUGGAUAGAAAAGCUAGCUGCUCGUGCUGCUGCUCCCCGUCGAAAUAGGAUCCAUGGCGCUGUUGAUUGGUCGUCGUCGUCGUGGGAGCUCGAGAUGAUGCUUGUGUUCGUCGUCUUCUUCCUGCUCCGCACGACGGAGGGCUUCCACGCACACCAAUCGCUCGUAGCUAGCAGCCGCAGGGCCGGUCGAGUUGUGCAGCACGCAGGCAGCGCCAUCGCAAUCAGGCUAGGUAGUACUAGGUAUAGGUAGCUAGUUGGUAGGCUACGCGCUCGCAGGUGGCGUGUCGUCGUACGUCGUCGUCGACUCGUCGUCUCCUCUCUCUCUCUCUCUCUCUCUCUCUGUGCCGGUAGGCGCGCUCGCGCGUGCAGGGCGACGGACGGCGCAUGGUCAUCAUGGCCGGCAUGCUCCCCGGCGUGGAGAGCGCGCGGAGGCGGCGGGUGCGGCAGUCGUCGGAGUCGGGGGCGGCGCGGCGGCCGUCCCUGUGCCUGUACGCCGGCGGGCUUGGUUCGUCGUCGUCGGCAGCAGCAGCAGCAGCUUCGUCCAAGGCAAGAACUUUGCUCGCCAUCACCCAUCAGUCUGUUCGUUCAUGUCGUCUGCAUGUGGUGGGUGGCGUCCUUGUGAUGCUUUGCGGUUGCCUGCAGGUGUGGAGCGGCGCGUGCGGGGACACGACGGCGGCGAUGGCGUGCGCGUGGAUGACGACGCUGGGCAGCGACGCCCGGGAGGCCAAGGAGAGGCUGGAUCACAAGCUCAGGGGACACAGACAGCCUGUGGUGCUCAAGAGGCAUCAGACGACGAGCACGCGACCACCGCCGGCAAAACCGCAGGACGACGCGACGCGCGGCGCCGGCGGAAGCGACGGCCACCACUCGGCAACGGCGCCCUGCGGCGUGCUGCUGCACCGGGAGGUACUGCCGUCGCUGUCGUCGAAGCCGAGGAAAGGAGGAGGGUGCCGGUUCAGCUGGCGCCGCCGCCCGCCGGCGGCCGAGUCGGAGGCGGAGGCGGAGUGCGCGGUGUGCCUGGAGGAGCUCCGCGCGGGGGACGUGGUGGCGCGCCUGCCCUGCGCGCACCGUUUCCACUGGUCAUGCGCCGUGCCCUGGGUCCAGGCCGUCUCUCGGUGCCCCGUCUGCCGCGCCCACGUCCACCUCGCCGCCGGCGCCGGCCCCACCAGCUGACUGACCGACGCGGCGACGCCUUCGUCCUCCUCCUACGUCGGCGGCGGCUGCUGCUGUUGCCCUGCCACCCACGACGCGGCGGGCCGGCGACGGAUCGGAGCAAGGUCGGGCGGCGACAAGAGGAUGGUCACGGCGCAUGCUGCCGCGCGUGGGACGCGUGCCUCGUGUCAAGGGAAGGCCGCCAUGCACGGACGAGAUGGCGCGGUGCGGUUAGGUUGUAACGGUCGCGGUUGCACUCCGAUCGACCUUGUUGCAGGCGUGUGGUGUGACGUCGGAAUCAGAAUAUGGAGUGGUGGUGCAGGACAGCAGGAGUACGUCGCCGUAGGAUUGAUCAACGCAUUCCGAGGCUGUUUGCUUGCUGCCCUUGCCUUUGCGGCUUUGCCUCGGGCUAGUUUGGUCCUGUCCUGGCAAAUUUGGCGGACGCAGGGAGCUCCCGCGGCGUACAUGGAUACCUGGCUGGCUUCUUGACCGGCAGUGGCAGGUAUCAAACCAAACAAGCCCGCGUGUUCAGAGCUCUGUGCUACAUCAAAAAAGUACAUUUCUUCUUCUUUAGACCCGUCGCUCUACCUCUUCCUCUCUUGCAAGUGUGUUCAUCUUUGUUUGGUGGCA
Messenger RNA from Sorghum bicolor (sorghum), 1916 nucleotides. Its product is annotated as RING-H2 finger protein ATL80. The transcript is spliced from 2 exons. Lineage: Eukaryota; Viridiplantae; Streptophyta; Magnoliopsida; Poales; Poaceae. The coding region runs from base 519 to 1307 and encodes 262 amino acids. The record is from RefSeq and is a predicted model, not a curated record.